Molecule: messenger RNA, 1794 nt
Organism: Heterobasidion irregulare TC 32-1
Lineage: Eukaryota; Fungi; Basidiomycota; Agaricomycetes; Russulales; Bondarzewiaceae
Exons: 7
Coding region: 23-1639 (538 amino acids)
Source: RefSeq, a predicted model, not a curated record
AACAGAUGCAACCCUUUCACAAAUGCACUACUCCAAGACAUAUGACCAGCUGCUUCUCACUCUUCCCCUAGAGCUGAGAGACAAUGCCAUUGAGUACAGAAAGCUCAAGAAACUUAUCCAUGACAUAGUCAGCGAGCUCGAAUCCAUUGGCCUCUCUCCCAGCAUUCUCCAGCAGCUUCUCCAGCAGCAGAAGAAUCCGGACUCAAAGGGCAAGGCGAAGGAAGCCUCAGCGCCAGUUGAGGCCGCGAACCCGCUGUACCCCAAAGUGGUCUACGAGUUUGCGACCGAUUCUGACCAUAUAGAACCCCGCUUGCAUUUCUGGAUACACUCAGAUGUGGACCAACAAUCUUCGCCGUCGUCGGAUGCAUGCUGCCAGCCAGUGAUGCAAGUGGACGAGUUUGCUACAGCAGGUACCCUGGUACGAGGAUGUCUAAACCCACAGAGCAACCUUUUGUACAUGCUCCAGCGAGGAUCCUCUAUAGUCAAUCGGGAAUCAGAUUUUGAUGAACCUGGAUCUGUCCUUGAUGGAGGGGCACAUGAUCUGAUAAUUAAUGUCACGGAAUCUGGAGCUCGGGAGCUCUUCGUCCCACUCAUCAAUGACACCGCAUUUUACCGCCUACUUUCCAGCGCUCUGCAAUCUAUUGCUGAUUACUUGAACACUGUACAGUCUGAAUUCACUGAGACGCUUAGUGCACUCUCUAGAGGGAUUUCUCAUUCUACCGGACCCCUUUCAUCUACGUCUUCUUUUCAGCCGCAUUCUCAGUCUGCAGAUGCAGGCGCCAUUCGAUCACCGUUCUUCGUCUCUUCUCGGACAUCUAAAUCUGACCUGUAUGCUUGGAGGGAAAUUUUCCGAAUAUAUGUCGAGACGGAGGUAUUCGAGAGCAUGAGUGAGCGGGAAAGAGGAGAGAGGACAGUCGAAGACUCGGAGACCCGGUUGAAGGCCUUUGCGGAGAGGGUUACUGGGCAGGGGCUUGGUGACGGGAGAACAUUGAAGUUGAAGGAAAGCAGAGCAGCGUUGGAUACAUUUCUCAGACUCAACAUCCUGUUGUUGAACUUGAAAAAGUUCCAACGUGCCAACGCCGAAGCCACCCGCAAGAUCCUCAAGAAGCAUGCAAAGCGCACAGCCCUGCCCCUUCCUUCUCUCACCGUCUCCCCCGAUCCGUCGCAAGUACCGUCUUCCACCUCUCUCGUUCUGCGAUACGACACCUCGGCGUUCUCCCUACCAGGCGUGGUGGACUCUAUGACCCUCGUCAUCCCAAGAAAUAUUGCAUCUCUUCCCCGGACGCUUGUGCAAGCUAUGAGCGAGACGCUCCUUCCGAUAAUACCUCAUGUGGACGACUACGCUUGUUUAAUCUGUACCAGUAUCGCGUUCAAGCCGAUACGGUUGUUCUGCGGUCACUUGUUCUGUGUUCGAUGUCUGGUCAAGAUGCAAAAGCGGGGUAAGGGCAACUGCCCGAUGUGCCGCGCACCGACUGUCUUACAGGCCGAUCGUUCAAAUGUCGAUUGGGCAUUACUCAACUUCAUGCAAGACUGGUUUCCCGAAGAGUCCAGAGAAAAACUGCGGCAGAACGAACGCGAAGCUGCCGAGGAAGAGAUGGAGGAGUUAGGUCUUCAUUCACAGGGUUGCGUGGUCUGUUGAUAAACUAUUUGCUUUAAUUCCCUCCUGUAUCUCUGAGUUUCCUUUCUUCUAUGCGUGGUUGACACAAAUACGUCACUUCAGCUCAAAUAUGUAUUUGAUGACCUUCCUCGCUCCAUACCCAUGUGUGUCGUACAUGAUUUGUCGUUUAUAUUGUU